Prunus armeniaca (apricot) is the source of this 2667-nucleotide messenger RNA. NCBI's taxonomy places the organism in Eukaryota, Viridiplantae, Streptophyta, Magnoliopsida, Rosales, Rosaceae. The record is from the annotation of a GenBank genome assembly.
AUGAAGACUUUUUUCCCCUCUGAGUCUGGUAAAGAAUCACAGCUCAAUGCUCUCAAUCCACAGUCUUGGCUCCAGGUUGAAAGGGGGAAGCUUCCCAAGCUUCCAUCAAACUCCUCCUCUUCUUCCAUAGAAUCUCUUAUCAAGGUCCCUGAGCCUCCAGUACUCCCAUUCUUUAAGCCCGUUGAUUAUGUAGAAGUUUUAGCUCAAAUUCAUGAAGAACUUGAGUUGUGUCCUCCAGAAGAGCAGUCGAACCUUUAUUUGUUACAAUUUCAGGUCUUUAGGGGUCUUGGAGAAGUCAAAUUGAUGCGAAGAAGCCUCCGUGCAGCUUGGCAGAAAGCCAGCUCCAUUCAUGAGAAGCUCAUAUUUGGAGCAUGGUUAAAGUACGAGAAGCAAGGGGAAGAGCAUAUUUCUGACUUGCUCGUGACCUGCGAUAAAUGUGCACAUGAAUUUGGGCCAGUAGAUAUUUUGACUGAGCUUCCUAUUGAUGCAACUGUGAGUAGUACCCAUGAGAAUAUUUCAAUGAAUGGGAACCAAAUAUCCAGAAAUGUCAGUUUUAGAAUUGAAGAUGAGAAAAUAGAUUGUGACAGGCAGAAAAUAUCGAGUCUUUCUGCUCCAUUUCAUGCCAUGCUUAAUGGGUGUUUCUCGGAAUCACUUAGAGAGGACAUAGAUUUGUCGCAAAACAAUAUCACUGCAUCAGGUAUGAGGACAAUCAAAGAAUUUAGUAUGACAGGUAGCUUGAAUGAAGUCCCUACUCAUCUUUUAUUGGAAAUACUAGUUUUUGCAAACAAAUUUUGUUGCGAAAAGCUCAAGGAUGCCUGUGACAGGAAACUUGCAUCCGUGGUGUCUUCUAGAGAAGAUGCAGUAGAACUCAUGGAAUAUGGUCUUGAAGAGAAUUGUCCUGUCCUUGCUGCGUCAUGCUUACAAGUUUUCUUAAAUGAUCUUCCUGAUUGUUUGAAUGACAGCCGAGUGGUGGAAAUAUUCAGGGGUGCUGAUAAACAACAAAGAUUGAUCAUGGUUGGGCUAGCUUCGUUUUCGCUGUACUGUUUAUUAAGUGAAGUUUGUAUGAACCUUGAUCCUCAGUCAGAUAAAACAGCUUGUUUCCUGGAGCGGUUGGUAGAUUUUUCUGAAAAUGAUAGGCAAAGAAUGCUGGCAUUCCAUCAGUUGGGAUGUCUGAGGCUCUUGAGAAAAGAGUAUGACGAAGCUAAGCAUCUUUUUGAGGCAGCUUUAAAUGCAGGCCAUAUAUAUUCAGUUGCAGGUUUAGCUAGGCUGAGUUACAUUAAGGGCCAUAAACUUUGGUCUUAUGAAAAGAUGAGCUCUGUAAUCUGCUCUCUUACCCCACUUGGAUGGAUGUAUCAGGAGAGGUCAUUAUACUGUGAAGGUGAUAAGAGAUGGGAAAACCUUGAGAAAGCAUCUGAGCUGGACCCAACUCUCACUUACCCUUACAUGUAUCGGGCGGCUACAUUAAUGAGAAAACAGAAUGUUCAAGCUGCGCUUGCCGAAAUUAAUCGAGUUCUGGGGUUUAAACUUGCAUUAGAAUGCUUGGAACUACGGUUUUGUUUCUAUCUUGCCCUCGAGGAUUAUCAGUCAGCCAUUUGUGAUGUUCAAGCAAUUCUUACUCUCUCCCCAGAUUAUAGAAUGUUUGAGGGACGAGUGGCAGCAUCCCAACUUCGUACACUUGUGCGUGAGCAUGUAGAAAAUUGGACAACAGCAGAUUGUUGGCUGCAAUUGUAUGAUCGGUGGUCUUCAGUUGAUGAUAUUGGUUCCCUCUCUGUUAUUUACCAGAUGCUUGAAUCUGAUGCAGCAAAAGGUGUUCUGUAUUUCAGGCAGUCAUUGCUUCUUCUCAGGUUGAACUGUCCUGAAGCAGCAAUGCGAAGUUUACAAUUAGCUCGUCAACAUGCAUCCAGCGAGCAUGAAAAGUUGGUUUAUGAGGGGUGGAUCUUGUACGAUACAGGUCAUUGUGAGGAAGGGCUCCGCAAAGCAGAGGAAUCUAUCGAAAUUAAAAGAUCCUUUGAGGCCUUCUUUUUGAAAGCCUAUGCACUGGCAGACUCUAGCCAAGAUCCGUCUUGUUCAUCAACUGUUGUAUCUCUCCUUGAAGAUGCCUUGAAGUGCCCCUCGGACAGGCUGCGGAAAGGUCAGGCACUGAACAACCUUGGAAGUGUUUACGUUGACUGUGCAAAGUUAGACUUGGCAGCUGAUUGCUACAUAAAUGCUCUGAAGAUCAGGCAUACCCGAGCCCACCAGGGGCUUGCUCGGGUUCACUUUCUCAGAAACGAUAAGGCUGCUGCAUAUGACGAAAUGACCAAACUGAUUGAGAAGGCACGGAAUAAUGCAUCUGCCUAUGAAAAGAGGUCUGAAUACUGUGAUCGUGAACUCACAAAAACUGAUCUAGAGAUGGUCACCCGCUUAGAUCCACUUCGGGUGUAUCCUUACAGAUAUAGAGCUGCAGUGUUGAUGGAUAGCCACAAAGAACAAGAGGCCAUUGCAGAACUAUCAAGAGCAAUUGCAUUCAAGGCUGACCUCCACCUUCUGCACUUGCGGGCUGCAUUCCAUGAGCACACCGGGGAUGUCAUGGGUGCUUUGCGAGACUGUCGAGCUGCUCUGUCUGUCGACCCAAACCAUCAAGAGAUGCUGGAGCUUCAUAGCCGUGUAAACAGCCAUGAACCAUGA